This is a messenger RNA of Lutra lutra (Eurasian river otter), 5100 nucleotides long. RefSeq names its product leucine rich repeat and fibronectin type III domain containing 4 (gene LRFN4). Lineage: Eukaryota; Metazoa; Chordata; Mammalia; Carnivora; Mustelidae. The record is from RefSeq and is a predicted model, not a curated record. The coding region runs from base 2915 to 4825 and encodes 636 amino acids. The transcript is spliced from 2 exons. Gene Ontology annotation, molecular function: protein binding.
CUGAGAGGAAGGCAGACGCUUAACCCACUGAGCCACCCUGGCGCCCCCCCCACCCCAAGGGCCCUCAUUUCUGCUCACUAAACUACUAGGUGGCAGCUUGAAGCUGAAGUCAGGCAAGUCCAACCCGGAGGCCACAUGGCGGCCUGGAAGCCAGCACGGAGACACGUCCCAUGACUGCCCGGCCUCGUGGGUGGAAUUCGAGCAUGCACUGCCUGUGACCACAUGGCUGUCACUUCAGAUAAGGUACCUCUGUGUCAUCCACUCAUUGUCUCUGUUGGCAACUUCAACAGGGACUCACGCUUCUGGGCCCUGCUGCUACUCCGAGAAGUUUUAGCUGUCACCCCCUCCACUCAGGGCUCCUAUCGCCUGGAAGUCCAGACGGAAAGGGUGCUUCCCCCACAGUCACUGCAGAGUGGGACUCAGCCAACAUUGCCUCAUGCCUCUCUGGUGCGACAGAUCGGCCUAUCUGUCCCUGAGACUAGUCCCUGCCCCUCCUAAAGAGAUGGAGCGUUUCAACCGGACCGAGGCACAGACGUGAGAAGGUAAGAGCAGCCGAGCCGUCUAAGGAACCGAGAACCACAUACGGGUAAGAGGGAUUCUCCGAGGCCUCCCCUGACCCACCCUCCAUUCCCCCAUGUGUAGACCCUCCCCCUUGGUGAUUUCGUGGGGGAUCAGCCAUUCCUAUGUACUGUGAGCUCAGUGCGGGCACAGCCAGGACCAUCCGCUUCCUGAUGUACCCCCACUCUCAGCACAGAGCGGCCUGUGACGGACGCCAGCAGACCCUGUUCCCAGCGAAUGACAACUCUCCGGAAGGUGAAGGGAGGAGCUACCCCACCGCUGAGAGCCAGAGUGGACCUGGGCUAGACUCCAAUGCCUUCGUUUCUGCAAACGCAACAGCUGAGGCCCUGACAGCAGCAACGGUCAGGAAAAGCUUCCAGCUGCCAGGCAGCUGCGCCCCUCAAAGGCGACAUCUCUCCUCGUGUCAUUAACACCCCUUGGCCAAAACGAGUGAAGUGUUUUCAGCGGUUCAAUAACUUGCCUAAGGUUACCUGCUGCACGGGGCAGAAUCAGAAUUCCGUUUCCCAGGGGUCCUGGCCCCCCAGUCCCUAGGAAUCACGUCUGGAAGGAAGGGGCAGGGCGCGGGUGGGGGUGUCCGGGGAGCCUGAGGACUAGGAGAUACCUGGAGAAGUGGCGACUCGCUUCCCGGAGGACCAGAGCGCGCUGGCUGGCUCCGAGCACUCGGCGCGCCCACCGCACCCCCGGCCCUCGCGGGGAGGAAGCCGGGAACCCUCCUCCCACCGCACCCCCGGCAGGGAGCCCCUUCUCAGCCCAGACGAGCUCCCCCCGCGCCGCCCUCCCAGAAGCACGGCCCGAAGCGGGACAGAGGGGGCGGGAGGGGCCGCGGGCUCGGCGAGGACCACUGACGCGCGGCCAACGGCCUGCUGGGAAGCGGCGCCGCGCGGACCAAUCGGGCCGGAGGCGGAGACCGGUUGGCUCCCGAGCGUGCCGGGCGGGGCGGCGAGCCCGGGCGGGGGAGCGAGGGGCGGGGCGCGGCGCCAGCCGGGAGGCCGAGCCCUCUCCGCCCCACCCCGCAGCCGGCCUGCCGGGGGCGUCGCCCCAGCCCCUCACCGCCCCCCCCCACCCCAGGCCCCGUGCCUGUUGGGGACCCUCCACGUGACUCGGUGAUGCAGAACGGUUAUGACCUUCAGCGUGUGUCUGUGAGGGUCCCAACAACAGUGCGGGUUUGCGCCCGGCCCUGCCUGUGGGUGCGGGGACGUGUGGGUGUGCGGGCAUGUGUGGGUGUGUUGGGGAGGGUGCCCGGCGACAUGUGACAAAGGCUCCCGUCUCUGGGAGAUGGUGAAGGGGCCCGCGAGCCGGCGCUUUGUCUGGCUGUCUGCGGAGUGACGGUUCGCGCGGCGGCGGCGGGCGCCCGUGCGGUGCAGGAUGCCGGGGCGCCAGGGUGGCCGGGGGCGCGCGCGCCUGUGCCAGGGUGAGUGCGCUGCGGCAGCGCCGGGGGACUGCGCGGCGGGCCCGCGCCAGCCCGGGCCUCGGGCGUGACCGGGAGCCACCCGUGGGCGCUGCAGUGGCCGCGUGUCCCCGUGACCUCGGGAGCCAGCCGGCUCGGGUAGAUCCCCGUGCGCCCCUCCCUGUCCGCCCUCCACGUGCGUGUCCGCGGAGCGCGUGCUCGCCGGCGCGCACCCGCCCGCCUGUCGCCGCCGCCGCCGCCGCCGCCGCGAGCCGCCGGGAAAAGGUGCCGGGAACCGAGAGAGCCGGGGCCGCGGGCCCGAGCGCCAUGGGCAGGAGGGCGCGCGGCGGGCGGCCGGUCAGCCCCGGGCCUCGCCCCGACGGGAGAGCCGCCUGGAGUCGGCGGGGGCUGGCCAGGCCCACGGGGAGGCCGGCCCGCGCCCCCUGAGCUAAAGACACCAGGUGAGGGGGCCGCGGGGCACGGCAGCGGUGGCUGGGCAGGGAGGGGCCACGGGCCACGGGAGGGGCUUGGUGGGGCGGGGGGACGCCUUCCCUGGCGGGGGAGGGGAUGGCGCGGAGGGAGGGGGCUGGCGGUUCCUGGAGACGCCAGAGAAAGGAAGUUCCGGGACCCUCCCUGCUCUAGUGCCCACCUCCGCUUCCUGCCUCAUGCUGCACCUUGUCCCCAGAGCCAGGACCCCCCUACCCGCUUGGGAAAUGUGACCUUUACUCCGGGGGGGGGGGGGGCUGGCCCUGCAGGCCCCAGCCUUCUUUCUGCCCCUGGGGGAGAGGGAGAGUCCUGGGGUCUCUGACUCUGACACCCCCGGCCCAACACACACACCCAGGCCAGGCUCUGGAAGCUGGCCCUUGAGACUGGGCGGCGGGCACAGGGGGCACCUGCACCUGCCCCACCUGCGCCUGGGCUCCGGCCCUUCCCUGCAGGGCGCUCACCAUGGCCCCGCCACUCCUGCUGCUGCUGCUGGCCAGCGGAGCGGCCGCCUGCCCACUGCCGUGUGUCUGCCAGAACCUGUCCGAGUCGCUCAGCACGCUCUGUGCCCACCGAGGCCUGCUGUUUGUGCCGCCCAACGUGGACCGGCGCACAGUGGAGUUGCGGCUGGCUGACAACUUCAUCCAGGCCUUGGGGCCGCCAGACUUCCGAAACAUGACGGGGCUGGUGGACCUGACGCUGUCCCGGAACGCCAUCACCCGCAUCGGGGCCCGCGCUUUCGGGGACCUGGAGAGCCUGCGCUCCCUGCACCUGGACGGCAACAGGCUGGUGGAGCUGGGCUCCGGCAGCCUCCGCGGCCCGGUCAACCUGCAGCACCUCAUCCUCAGCGGCAACCAGCUGGGCCGCAUCUCGCCCGGGGCCUUCGACGACUUCCUGGACAGCCUGGAGGACCUGGACCUGUCCUACAACAACCUGCGGCAGGUGCCCUGGGCGGGCAUCGGCGCCAUGCCCGCGCUGCACACUCUCAACCUGGACCACAACCUCAUUGACGCGCUGCCCCCGGGCGCCUUCGCCCAGCUCAGCCAGCUCUCCCGCCUCGACCUCACGUCCAACCGCCUGGCCACGCUGGCCCCCGACCCGCUCUUCUCCCGAGGCCGCGACGCCGAGGCCUCGCCCGCCCCCCUGGUGCUGAGCUUCAGUGGGAACCCCCUGCACUGCAACUGCGAGCUGCUGUGGCUGCGGCGGCUGGCGAGGCCCGACGACCUGGAGACGUGCGCCUCCCCGCCGGGCCUGGCCGGCCGCUACUUCUGGGCCGUGCCCGAAGGCGAGUUCUCCUGUGAGCCCCCACUCAUCGCGCGCCACACGCAGCGCCUCUGGGUGCUGGAGGGCCAGCGGGCCACGCUGCGGUGCCGGGCCCUCGGCGACCCCGCGCCCACUAUGCACUGGGUCGGCCCCGACGACCGGCUGGUUGGCAACUCCUCCCGAGCCCGGGCUUUCCCCAAUGGGACCCUGGAGAUCGGGGUGACGGGCUCUGGGGAUGCAGGGGGCUACACCUGCAUUGCUACCAACCCAGCCGGCGAGGCCACAGCCCGGGUCGAGCUCCGCGUGCUGGCCUUGCCCCACGGCGGGAACGGCAGCGCAGAGGGGGGCCGCCCGGGGCCCUCGGACAUUGCUGCCUCGGCCCGCACCGCCGCUGAGGGCGAGGGGACAGUAGAGUCUGAGCCAGCUGUGCAGGUGACGGAGGUGACUGCAACCUCAGGGCUGGUGAGCUGGGGGCCGGGGCGGCCUGCAGACCCCGUGUGGAUGUUCCAGAUCCAGUACAACAGCAGUGAGGACGAGACCCUCAUCUACCGGAUUGUCCCGGCCUCCAGCCACCACUUCCUGCUGAAGCACCUCGUCCCCGGUGCCGACUAUGACCUCUGCCUGCUGGCCCUGUCACCUGCCGCUGGGCCUUCCGACCUCACAGCCACUAGGCUGCUGGGCUGUGCCCACUUCUCCACGCUACCGGCUGCACCCCUGUGCCACGCCCUGCAGGCCCACGUGCUGGGCGGGACCCUGACCGUGGCCGUGGGGGGUGUGCUGGUGGCUGCCUUACUGGUCUUCACUGUGGCCUUGCUGGUUCGGGGCCGGGGGGCUGGGAACGGCCGCCUCCCCCUCAAGCUCAGCCACGUCCAAUCCCAGACCAAUGGAGGCCCCAGCCCCACGCCCAAGGCCCACCCACCACGGAGCCCACCACCGAGGCCGCAACGCAGCUGCUCCCUGGACCUGGGAGACACCGGCGGGUGCUACGGUUACGCCAGGCGCCUUGGAGGGGCCUGGGCCCGGAGAAGCCACUCUGUGCAUGGGGGGCUGCUCGGGGCAGGGUGCCGGGGGGUGGGGGGCAGCACGGAGCAGCUGGAGGAGAGUGUGGUGUGAGGGGAAGGGAGUGAGCCCGGGGUGGGCCGGGGAAGGGGCACAGGGCCUGGGACAUGCAGCUGCUGGGCCCGGUGGGUCAGCACUGCCUGGGAGUCCCUCCUGAUUUUACCCUUGGUACCUCAGGCCUCCUUUGUACUUGGCAGGACAAGGGGCCCUUGCCCCAGUUCUGGCCUCCAGACCCGCAUUCCUCUGACGGGUGCUCACAGCCGCCGAGGCAGGGCUGCAGCCACCAAGCGGGAGUCUUGUUUUUCUUUAUAAUAAAAUUGUUGCGUACA